Messenger RNA from Paralichthys olivaceus (Japanese flounder), 4567 nucleotides. The record is from RefSeq and is a predicted model, not a curated record. NCBI's taxonomy places the organism in Eukaryota, Metazoa, Chordata, Actinopteri, Pleuronectiformes, Paralichthyidae.
GGAGAAGAGGAGGAUCUACAAAGAGAGAAAAAAAUCCUUCUCUCCCUCCUGCUGCCUCUCUUCGUGCAUCCUACGGGCAGCGCGGAGCGAAGAGGAGCGCGGAGGAUCCAGCUAGCAUAUUUUCUACGCUGCUUGCCCACGAUUUCUGUGGCUGCAUCACAGUGUGUGGAGCGCAGGGGAGAGCCCCCGAGAGCCUCAUCGGUGACAUCGCUCCGCAGCCGAAGAAGAGCACCGUAGAGGAGCCAGGAUGCUUAACAACCUGACCGACACAGAGGAGGGGGACGGGGGAGCGCAAAGCCAGGGCGACAGUAACCCCAAGGAGAGCAGCCCCUUCAUCAACAGCAGUGAUGCUGCCGCCGAAAAGAGCCAGCAGUAUGACGGCAAGAACAUGGCCUUGUUUGAGGAGGAGAUGGACACCAGCCCCAUGGUGUCGUCUCUCCUCAGCAGCCUGGCCAACUAUUCCAACCUGCCCCAAGGUAGCAAGGAGCACGAGGAGGCCGAGAACAACGAGGCCGAGUCAUCGCGCAAGAAACCCGUCAAGGCCCCCCAGCUCGGCACUCUGAUGGGCGUCUACCUGCCGUGCAUCCAGAACAUCUUCGGAGUGAUCCUCUUCCUCAGGAUGACCUGGUUGGUGGGAGUUGGAGGUGUCAUUGGGACGUUCAUCAUUGUCUUCAUGUGCUGUUCCACGACCAUGCUGACUGCCAUCUCGAUGAGUGCCAUCGCUACCAAUGGAGUAGUGCCAGCUGGAGGCUCCUACUACAUGAUAUCCCGUUCACUGGGCCCUGAGUUUGGGGGAGCAGUGGGGAUCUGUUUCUAUCUGGGGACCACCUACGCUGGAGCCAUGUACAUCCUGGGGGCCAUCGAGCUCCUCCUGAUCUACAUAUAUCCCAAAGCGGCCAUCUUUCCCCUGGAAGGCCUGGAAGGUGCCGAAGCGGAGGCUGCCCUGCUCAACAACAUGCGUGUGUACGGGACCAUCCUCCUGACCUCCAUGGCCACGGUGGUGUUUGUCGGCGUCAAGUACGUCAACAAGUUGGCCCUGGUGUUUCUGGCCUGCGUCAUCCUCUCCAUCCUGGCCGUCUACGCCGGGGUCAUCAAGACUGCUGUUGAUCCUCCCGACUUCCCUGUGUGCAUCUUGGGGAACCGCACUUUGGUGUGGAAGACCUUUGAUGUGUGUGCCAAGACCAUUGAGACUGCCAAUGGGACAGUCACCACCCAGCUGUGGAGCAUGUUCUGCGAUUCACCUUUCCUCAACGCGACCUGCGACAAGUACUUUGUUGCCAACAACCUGUCUCAGGUCCAGGGCAUCCCGGGGGUCACCAGUGGCAUCCUGGCAGAGAACCUGUUUGGGAACUACUACGAGAAGGGCGACUUGAUUGCCAGGAGGAACAUGUACUCAGCAGAGGAGCAGGACGAAACUCUGACCAACUCUAACCGCUACGUGUUGUCUGACAUCACCAGCUUUUUCACGCUGCUGGUCGGCAUCUACUUCCCCUCUGUGACAGGGAUCAUGGCUGGCUCCAACCGCUCUGGUGACCUGCGUGAUGCUCAGAAGUCCAUCCCCAUUGGAACCAUUGCAGCCAUCACCACCACCUCCAUCGUCUACAUGUCCAGUGUGUUUCUAUUUGGUGCCUGCAUCGAGGGCGUCGUCCUCAGUGACAAGUUCGGAGAGGGGGUGCAUGGGAACCUGGUGAUUGGCACGUUAGCCUGGCCGUCACCGUGGGUGAUUGUGAUUGGCUCCUUUUUCUCAACGUGUGGGGCAGGGCUGCAGAGUCUGACAGGAGCUCCUCGGCUCAUGCAGGCCAUCGCCAAGGACGGCAUUGUGCCCGCCCUUCGGAUCUUCGGCCAUGGGAAGGCCAAUGGAGAACCCACAUGGUCCCUCCUGCUGACAGCUUGUAUCUGUGAGAGCGGCAUCCUCAUCGCAUCCCUGGAUGCAGUGGCUCCCAUCCUCUCCAUGUUUUUCCUCAUGUGCUACAUGUUUGUGAACCUGGCCUGUGCCCUGCAGACGCUGCUGAGGACUCCUAACUGGAGACCUCGCUUCAAGUUUUACCACUGGGCUCUGUCCUUCCUCGGGAUGAGCUUGUGUCUCACGCUCAUGUUCCUCUGCUCCUGGUACUAUGCCAUUGUCGCCAUGGUAAUCGCCGGCUCCAUCUACAAGUAUAUUGAGUUUGCUGGUGCGGAGAAAGAGUGGGGUGACGGGAUACGAGGUCUGUCUCUGAGUGCUGCGCGUUACGCUCUGAUGCGGCUGGACGAGGAUCCCCCGCACACCAAGAACUGGAGGCCUCAGUUGCUAGUGCUGGUCAGUACAGACGCCGAGCAGAAUGUGGAGCAACCUCGUCUGCUCUCUCUGACCAACCAGCUGAAGGCAGGAAAAGGUCUGACCAUUGUUGGCACCGCUCUAGAAGGCACCUACCUGGAGAACUACAGCCAGACCCAGCGUGCAGAGCAGGCACUGCAUAAACUGAUGGAAACUGAGAAGGUGAAGGGUUUCUGUCAAGUGACCGUGUCCUCGAAUCUGCGUGACGCUACAUCCCACUUGCUCCAGGCCAGCGGGCUGGGAGGCCUGAAACAUAAUGCUGUGCUGGUCUCAUGGCCGCGCAACUGGAAACAGGGAGACGAGCAUCAGACCUGGAGGAACUUCAUUGAGUUGGUCAGAGAAACCACAGCUGCUCACCUGGCUCUGCUCGUGCCGAAGAACAUCUCGGCCUUCCCUUCCAAUGGAGAGCGCUUCACUGAGGGUCACAUCGACGUGUGGUGGAUCGUCCAUGAUGGAGGCAUGCUGAUGCUGCUGCCCUUCCUUCUCCGCCAGCACAAGGUUUGGAGGAAGUGCAAGAUGCGCAUCUUCACCGUGGCCCAGAUGGACGACAACAGCAUCCAGAUGAAGAAGGACCUGACCACAUUCCUCUAUCACCUCCGUAUUGAUGCUAUGGUGGAAGUUGUAGAAAUGCACGACAGCGACAUCUCAGCCUACACUUACGAGAAGACCCUGGUGAUGGAACAACGGUCACAGAUGCUAAAAAAGAUCAACUUGACCAAGAACGAGCGGGAGAGAGAGAUCCAGAGCAUCACUGAUUCAUCCCGUGGGUCGAUCCGCCGCAAGAACCCGGCCGCUGUGACCACUCAGCUGAGUGUGACCGAGGAGCCGCCUGCAGCCACUAAGGAGGAGAAGCCUGAGGAAGAGGUCCAGCUCAUCCACGACAACACCACCCCGACCAGCCCUGCGACCCCGGCCACCCCAGUGACCCCCGCAGAGGGGGCUCAGAGCCCCGGGGAGCAGGUCCAGAUGACUUGGACUGAGAAGUGCGACGGAGAGCCCGCCAAGCCGCCCGGCGCAGCCACACCCGACAACAUCAAAGACAUCUUCAACAUGAAGCCUGAGUGGGAGAACCUGAAUCAGUUCAAUGUGCGACGUAUGCACACAGCACUCCGGCUGAAUGAGGUCAUCAUCAAGAAGUCCUCAGAGGCCAAGCUUGUCCUCCUCAACAUGCCCGGGCCGCCCAAGAACCGGACAGGUGACGAGAACUACAUGGAGUUCCUGGAGGUCCUCACCGACGGCCUCAACCGGGUCCUCCUGGUCCGCGGAGGCGGCCGCGAGGUCAUCACCAUCUACUCCUGAAAGAGCAGCCCCCUCCUCCCCUACCAUCCCCCCCUCGACCCUCCCCUCAGCCCCCUUCCUGUGUCACCUGUGCUCCCUCAUCGACGCUGCCUCAUCAUCACCAUCACGACCGUUUCUUUCUCGAUAGCUCCGCUCAGCUUCAGCACCUCUCUGCUCCAUCCCCAGCAGACCGACGAGCAGCCUCACACGCUCCGCUACCAGACCUUUCAUUUUACUCUCAUAAGCUACUCUAUCUGUUGUAGGCUCUGGACUAAUUUAGAUGCUUUCUAGAUUUGUUCUUAGAGAGACUUUUUCUUUUCUUUGGUGAUCUGUCUGAGUCGGAGUCACUCAGUGAAGAGGAGGAGGCGUGUGUGAGGUGUGAGCUGAGGUGUGAGCGCACAUGCAUGUAUGUGUUUGUUUCAAUCUGAAGAUUCUUCUUAUUUGUGUUGAUUUUAUACAAGUGAGACACAGAAGCAGCUCCUGCUCUGAAAGAACGAGAGCUGCGAUGAGCUCUGUGCAGGUUUUUAGUUCCAGUGUGGUGAUCGGACACUUUCAAGGCAAAAAGACGCUGCUGCCUACAGUCAGGACCAGCGGCUGGAAGAAGAGGACGGAGAAGACAGUUGAGUAUGAACUGUGAAUUCACAUCCAUGUUCGGAGGAGAAGACUGAACCGGCACGUGGAUCAAACCUGCAGAUUUAUCUCUAACUUGCUCAAUUCCUUUGGCAUGAAAUCCUCACAACCGUGUGUGUGUUUCUACUCCACACGUUUUGUUCCCACCAUCACUUGUCUUUCCAGCCAUCCUCCUUUUCAACUCAUCUCUUAGUGGCUGUUUUAUCCCUGUCGCCACUGUUAGUGCCAAAAAAAAAAGAUACAACAAGGCUAGCUUAGUCUGUAGAGAUUGACACGUGAUUAAACUGUGAAUUGUGCGUUUCCUCGCAGGAGGCUGGUGCGAUAGUGGAGUGAGGGGGAGGAGAG